CUUUGUACAAGAAUUUCAAACGCAUAGUAAAAAGAAUCUAAGUAGCUAAUUUCAAGAAAAACAUGAGUACUUAUGAAGGCAAAAAAAAACACCCACAUGCUCACCCAAAAAGGGAGGUUACUGAAUAAUUUUUGGGAAGAAUUUUGGAGGGGUUGACCUAAUUCCUGUAAUUUUUUUUCCGGCUUGUUUGGUAAGGUAGAUUAGUUUUACUACCAGAUUUGGGGUUUGCGUGUUUUAGCAGUUUUUUCUGUGAUUUGAAUGAACUGGGUUUUGCUUCUUUACUCAUGGAUUUGCUAGAAAUUUGGGGUUUUCGAUCAUCUUUUUUUGAGGUUUGGGGUUGAGUUCAAGGCAGAAUUGAGAGAUAAGAGGGUACAUUCUCUGCAAUUUUUGAUAUUUUGAAUCUUCUGGCUUUUUAAUCCAUCUGGGUUUUCUGCAAUUUUGGUAAAUUUCAUUUGAAGUUGGUAUAGUGAAAUUUUUGGUGGACAUUGUGGCAAAAAUGGCUUGUGUGAAGUUGGGAUCUAAGAAUGAUGCAUUUCAGAGAAAAGGGCAAGCAUGGUUUUGCACAACUGGUCUUCCAAGUGAUAUUGCCGUUGAAGUUGGAGAAAUGUCGUUCCAUCUUCACAAGUUUCCUCUACUGUCACGGAGUGGUGUCAUGGAAAGAUCCAUCGCUGAAGCCGAUGAAGGAGAGGAGGGUUCUGUAAUAAGCUUAAGUGAUUUGCCCGGUGGAGCUAAAAUGUUUGAACUUGUUGCCAAGUUCUGCUACGGGGUGAAACUUGAACUGACAGCCUCAAAUGUUGUGUACUUGCGUUGUGCUGCUGAACAUCUUGAGAUGACUGAAGAGUAUGGAGAAGGUAAUCUAAUUUUUCAAACAGAAAUGUUCUUUACUCAAGUGGUUCUGAAGAGUUGGAAAGAGUCCUUAAGAGCUCUUCAAAGUUGUGAUGACAUACUUCCUGUUGCUGAUCAACUCCAUAUUACAAAGAGAUGUAUUGAAUCGUUAGCUGUCAAGACAAGCACCGACCCCAAUCUAUUUGGCUGGCCUGUUGUGGAGCGCGGUGGGCCAAUGCAAAGUCCUGGUGGCAGUGUUUUGUGGAAUGGCAUUAGCACAGGUGCUAGACCUAAACAUUCGAGCUCGGAUUGGUGGUAUGAUGAUGUGUCCACUUUGAGUUUCCCUCUUUACAAGAGGUUAAUAUCAACCAUGGAAUCUCGGGGUAUCAAAUCAGAGAUUAUUUCUGGUUCCAUUGCUUAUUAUGCCAAAAGAUAUCUACCUGGAUUAAACCGGCGACAAAGUGAUUCCAGCUCCCGCAUUGGGCCUCCAUCUAUGUCAAGUCCACCGUCUGAAGAAGAUCAGAAGUUAUUGGUUGAAGAGAUUAACCAAUUGCUUCCCUUGCAGAAGGGGCUUGUCUCAACCAAGUUCCUUUUUGGUCUCCUUCGAACAGCCAUGAUACUUCGAUCAGAUACAACUUGCAUAUCAACCUUAGAGAAGAGAGUGGGAAUGCAACUUGAUCAAGCAAAUUUGGAAGAUCUUUUGAUGCCUAAUUUUUCUUAUUCAAUGGAAACUCUAUAUAAUGUGGAUUGUGUACAAAGGAUUCUCGAGCACUUUCUGACCAUGGAUCAGGCUAAUGGGAAUGAUUCCCCUUGUUCUAUUGAUGAUGGACAAUUGAUAGGCUCACCUUCUUUGACCCCUAUCACAAUGGUUGCUAAAUUGAUUGAUGGGUACCUUGCUGAGGUGGCACCCGACAUUAAUCUGAAGCAUCCUAAAUUUCAAGCCCUUGCUGGAGCUGUUCCCGAGUUUGCAAGGCCCUUGGAUGAUGGCCUAUAUCGUGCUAUUGACAUUUAUCUAAAGUCACACCCUUGGUUAUCAGAAUCAGAGAGAGAAGAGCUGUGUAGGCUAAUGGACUGUCAGAAACUCUCGUUGGAAGCUUGCACCCAUGCUGCCCAGAAUGAGAGGUUACCCCUAAGAAUAGUAGUACAAGUUCUCUUCUUCGAGCAGCUGCAGCUUAGAAACUCGAUUGCUGGCUGUUUCUUAGUUUCAGAAAACCUUGAAGGCUCAAGACAAUUGAGAAGUGGUGCGGUUGGAUCCAAUGAAGGAGGAGGUUGGGCUACAGCAGUAAGAGAGAAUCAGGUAUUGAAGGUUGGAAUGGAUAACAUGAGAAUGCGGGUUUCUGAGCUCGAACAGGAGUGCUCAAACAUGAGACAUGAAAUAGAAAAACUUGGUAGAGGAAAGGCUUUGAGCACUUGGGGUAACGUGUCUAAGAAGUUAGGUUUCAGAUUGAAGUCACAAAUGUGUAGUGCUGAACAAGGGUCUGUCAGUAACCAAAGUAGCAUUAUGAGCGGGAAAGUUGACAAAUUGAAGGAAAAGCAAGGGAAGCAAAGAAAGAACUUGUAAUCCCUUGUCUUCUACGAUUCCUUGAUUUAUUUUCGAAAGCCCUUGAUUGUGUAAUAGUGAUUUAUCUUUCUGUCUCUUGAACUAGACUAGAGUCUCCUCGAUUGUGUAAUAGUGAUUCUACCCCAUCUUUACUUGUGACUACACCUUUUGUAAUCAAGAUGGACUACAUACAUACAAGCUGUAUUAAUCUCGUGUGUAUUCUUCUUAGGGCAUUUAGUGUUAUGAGAAAAUAUUUGUUUAAACUUCAAAUCUAUCAUUGUAUGUAAGUUUGAUCU
Messenger RNA from Spinacia oleracea (spinach), 2661 nucleotides. Its product is annotated as BTB/POZ domain-containing protein At1g30440. Gene Ontology annotation, molecular function: protein binding. The record is from RefSeq and is a predicted model, not a curated record. The coding region runs from base 497 to 2386 and encodes 629 amino acids. The transcript has 5 exons. Lineage: Eukaryota; Viridiplantae; Streptophyta; Magnoliopsida; Caryophyllales; Amaranthaceae.